AGGUUCAUAGGCAAAGGAGUUGGCGCAGUCGCGGCACUGACAUAGGCUCUCUACCUGCUUCGCAGAGUGUGUGUAAUAAUGGCCUGGAAAUCAGGAGGAGCCAGCCACGCAGAGCUUGUAAACAACCUUCGCAAAAAUGGGAUCAUCAAGUCAGACAAGGUCUAUGAAGUCAUGUUGGCCACAGACCGAGGCCAUUUCUCCAGAAGCAACCCCUACAUGGACUCCCCACAGUCAAUAGGCUAUCAAGCAACCAUCAGUGCGCCACACAUGCACGCCUAUGCUUUGGAGCUACUGCACGAUCAGCUGUAUGAUGGGGCCAAAGCUCUGGAUGUUGGGUCUGGCAGUGGAAUCCUAUCUGCAUGCUUUGCACGAAUGGUAGGUCCCAAAGGCAAGGUGAUAGGAAUUGACCACAUCAAGGAACUGGUAGAUGAUUCUAUUAACAAUGUAAAGAAAGAUGACCCCAGCUUGAUAACAUCUGGUCGAGUCAAACUAAUAGUGGGAGACGGGCGGAUGGGCCAUCCAGAGGAGGCGCCUUAUGAUGCCAUCCACGUGGGCGCGGCAGCACCCAACGUGCCACAAGCACUCCUGGACCAGCUGAAGCCAGGCGGCAGGCUGAUUCUGCCCGUGGGGCCGGCUGGAGGGAACCAGAUGCUGGAGCAGUACGACAAGCUGGAGGACGGCAGCACCAAGAUGAAGCCCCUGAUGGGGGUGAUUUACGUGCCUUUAACAGACAAAGAAAAGCAGUGGUCCAGGUGGAAGUGACUUCCUACUCUCUCUCCCCCCUCUCUCCUUCAUACAGUGGGCAAAGGGAUGAACUUUGAGGCGACAGACUGUCCAUAUUCCACAUAUCAAUGUGAACCUGGAGGAGACUACUUUGGGUUUCAACAACAGCCAUUGGAUUUCUUUGAAAACAAACCAUGGUGAUUUAGUUUUCUCCUUUAACUCUACCUAGAGUAUCAUGCUGAGGAAUAACCCCUGAGGUCGGAAUAACGACUGCUGGAGAUUGAACAGAAGAAUGUGUCGGGGGUUGUUUCAAAAAUAUAUAUAUAUAUUGGCCUGCAUUCUUUUGGUUGUGAAUUUUCCUUUUGAUUUGCUGCAAGAUUGAGUUUUUGUGGUUACAUCUUGAUUUGCAAUCAACCAUUUCUACAAUAAUGCAUUUCAGCUCCAAACAAAGCUGAGUGUAAAGAGGUUGCCAAACUGUUCUGAUGAGGAAAGCCUGAGUUGAAGAGAUUAUUCAGCCACUUACUUUAGAGUGCAUCUGAAGAUCUGACUAGAUAUCUGUACUGCUGCUCUGCUAACAUAUAUCAGCGUCGUCGCCUAAUAGGAAGUGAAUGGGCAAUGAUGUAUUGGGUUAUUUAUGAGUCACUUUUAUUGUAAGAAUAGAAGAUGUUUCUGAACAAUUCUACAUUCAUGUGGAUGUUAUGGGUGAUCUUGAAUAGUGAUGAGUGAGAAGGUUACAGGUACAAAGACCCCCCCCCCCCUAACUUAUAACCUCUUAUUGGUAAUGGUGAGAGAUUAGCAUGUUUUGUUGCAGCCUUUGUAACCUUCUCACUCAUUAUUCAUGAUUCAUUCAUGAUUUUUCUUAAUCAUGGCAUUAUCAGGAUUAAUUUAGAAGGGUUCAGAAACAUCUUCAUUACUCACUUCGAAAGAAAAUUACAUUCUUCAUUCAGUUUCUAUUGGGCAAAACAUAACCAAAACAACCUGCAAAUGCAUCACAGGUUUGUUGUCACAAGCUUGAUGUAGUCAAGCGUUAGGAAUAAUACUCAACUUUUGACUAUUUUAAUACACUAUAAGUCCAUUUGUCCAAAUACUUAUGACUUCUUCAAAUGGGGGACAAGAUACAUAGUGCUUUCCUUUCUAAACUAGUAAAACAAAUAUGAAAACACCCUAAAAUAAAGUGACAUUCUAUAAUGUUGCCUCAUAUGAAACAUUUGAUCUCAAAUCCAAAAUGCUGAAGUACAGAGCCACAUUUAAAAUGUUAGUUUCACUGUCCAAAUACAUAUGGGAGUGAGUGUGUAUAUACACGUGCACACGUUCAGGGUUGUCCUUUCCCCCAUGAUUUAUCGUGUGCUGCCUCUGGUGUCCAUGACAAGACUGUGUGCAAGCUUUACUGAUUACCGACACUAAACAAAGCAGAGCCAUACAUACAUAUAUAUAUAUUAUAUAUAUGUGUGAGUGUGAAACAAGGUAGCCGGUGCUUUGCCAAAAUACAUUUUAAUGCAAAGCGAUUGAAUGAGCUAUGGCUUUCACAAUUUCUGGAAUGGCAAAAAUGAAAAUAAAAAGAUGCUUAUGUU
Molecule: messenger RNA, 2294 nt
Organism: Salvelinus sp. IW2-2015
Lineage: Eukaryota; Metazoa; Chordata; Actinopteri; Salmoniformes; Salmonidae
Product: protein-L-isoaspartate(D-aspartate) O-methyltransferase
Biological process (GO): protein modification process
Cellular component (GO): cytoplasm
Molecular function (GO): protein-L-isoaspartate (D-aspartate) O-methyltransferase activity
Source: RefSeq, a predicted model, not a curated record